AUUCACUGGUAAUAUAAUUCUUUGAGUUGGGUUGGGUAGAUGGGUCCACUCCAAGAAGAAGUAUUUCUAUUUCCACUUGCUUUUUUCUUUUCAGGGUUCAGAUUGAAUUUUGUAUUGCUUGUUUACCAACCAAAUUCCAUGAUCAUUUCAGUGUUUACUCUAAAGGAAAGACUAAAUUUCUUUUAAUUCGUACUACAAAAGUCUAGGGGUUCUCUCCUUCCUCAAUUUGACUCAUUUUUCUUUUUAGGUAAUUGAAGUUGAGAGAUUUGGUCUCUGCUUAAUUUUCUUCAUAUCAAUCCUUCUAUAUCAGGCAUUCUAUCUUUGAAUCUAGUAGCCGUUUCUUUAUCAAAGAGACAAAGGUCAACUUAUCCAGCUAUUUAGUUGGGAGCUGGAUACCAGUAAUCUGGAAAUGGGAAGACAGGCUUUACCGUAUAUCUAAUUUAAAUAACAGGAGGUACCUAGCGUCUUAAAAGGAUUUUGCAACAAUUGUGCGACACUUCUUAAGGAGUUUUCAGGAAAGUAGAAUCUUGUUGGAUUGUUUUUAGGUGUUGCAAAGGUGUGGCAGCUGAUGGGCAUCUAAAUCCGAUUAUUUAUGCUACAGAGAUCUUUUCUGAAAUACAUCGGGUUAGGGAGAUACCAUGUCUUUAUUUAGGUCUGCUGAUCAGUCUGGCACGACAUAUGAAUAUGUGCUUAAGAGUGGAAACUCUGGUCUUUCCAAUCCAAUAUUCAGCUCAGAUAAACAAAAGUUCAAAUACAGACCUGAGUUUUAUAGUGAAGAUCGUUACUUUUCCGAAUCCCCAUCAGAAAGUUGUCCUGCCUCUCGGGUUGAGUUUCUUCCAUCCAGGGUUCCAGCAACUACAUUACACCCACAUGAAUUAUCUUCCUAUAAGCUGCUGUCUUCCUCUAGCACUUCUGCUGCUGAAUCGAAGUCUUUUAACUCAUCAUCUGCAACCGUGCAUUCUAAUCCCUACCAAUCUUAUCCCGUAGUAGAGUACUUGGAUGGACAGAGCUCUGACUUUGCAAUGAUUGAUUAUGACGAAGAUGUGGUUAGGUUGAAACUUCAAGAAUUGGAAAGAGAGCUCUUGGAUGACAUUGAUGGUGACGAUGAUGAUUUUGGUAUUGACCCAAGCAUGGAUUUUGAUAGUGAAUGGGGUGACUCCUUCGCAAAUAUCGUGCUCCCAACUUCACCUAAGGAAUCCUCAUCAUCUGACUCUAACAUUAGCAGCAUCAGCAACAAUAAAGAUACACAGGAAUUGCAUAUUGCACCCAGCCCGGGUUUAUGUAGUCCUAUAACUCCUAAGCAGCUACUUCUCAAAUGUGCUGCUGCAAUUUCAGAACACAACAUGAAAGAAGCGGCGGCAAUUAUAUCUGACCUUCGGCAAAUGGUGUCAAUCCAAGGGGAUCCUUCCGAAAGAAUUGCAGCCUACAUGGUAGAAGGGCUUGCUGCACGUAUGGCUACAUCUGGACAAGCACUUUAUAGGGCGCUGAAAUGCAAAGUGCCUCCCAGUUCUGAUCGCCUAUCAGCCAUGCAAAUCCUUUUUGAGGUCUGCCCAUGUUUUAAGUUUGGGUUCAUGGCUGCCAAUGGUGCGAUUGAAGAAGCAGUCAAGGAUGAAGACAGUGUCCACAUUAUUGAUUUUGAUAUAAACCAAGGGAGCCAAUACAUGCAACUGAUACAAACUCUAGCAUCUCGUCCUGGUAAGCCACCACGAAUAAGGCUAACUGGAGUUGAUGACCCUGAAUCAGUUCAACGUACAGUUGGUGGCCUGGAGAUCAUCGGGCAGCUACUUGAAAACUUCGCUGAAUCAGUCGGAAUCUCAUUUGAGUUUCUGCCUUUAGCUGCCAAGACUAGUGAAGUUACCCCAGGUAUGUUACGCUGCCAACCCAAGGAAGCCUUGAUCGUGAACUUCGCUUUCCAGCUUCAUCACAUGCCAGACGAGAGUGUUUCGACAGUAAACCAGAGGGACCAGCUGCUUCGCAUGGUUAAGGGUUUGGGUCCAAAGCUGGUGACUGUAGUCGAGCAAAAUGUCAAUACUAACACAGCUCCGUUCUAUCCAAGAUUUGUCGAGGCCUACACUUACUACUUGGCUGUCUUUGAAUCUCUUGAUGCUACACUGGCGAGGAAUAGCCCAGACAGGAUGAAUGUUGAAAAGCAGUGUCUAGCUAGAGAUAUAGUUAACAUUAUUGCUUGUGAGGGUGAAGAGAGGAUAGAGCGGUACGAAGUGGCAGGAAAAUGGAGGGCAAGGAUGAAAAUGGCAGGCUUUGUGUCUUGCCCAUUGAGUACACAUGUGGAUUCUACAAUCAAAGUAAGUCUUAAGCAAUACUGUGAUAGGUUUAACGCAAAACAAGAGCAGGGUGCACUUAAUUUUGGGUGGGAGAGCAAAUCCUUGGUUGUUGCUUCAGCGUGGAAGUAGCGAGGUUUUACUAGCCAUGUAUUUGUAAUCUUUUACAGGUUCUCCCUUGUUAUUGUUUUUACAUAGUCAGAGCCGUCUUAUUUGUAAUAUAGUGGUUGAUAGUCGUACUAUCUAGUUGUAAUCGAAUGUCGUUCGUUUUGUAAGUACAACAUACUGCUUUCAAUCCUAUUUAGUCAUAUACUUUUGUACACGUUAUGACAUUAUAAUUCACUGUAUUAAGCGAUUGCGUUCAAA
This is a messenger RNA of Papaver somniferum (opium poppy), 2645 nucleotides long. RefSeq names its product scarecrow-like protein 1. The transcript has 3 exons. Gene Ontology annotation, cellular component: nucleus. Gene Ontology annotation, biological process: regulation of DNA-templated transcription. The record is from RefSeq and is a predicted model, not a curated record. Bases 639 to 2411 code for a protein of 590 amino acids. Gene Ontology annotation, molecular function: DNA-binding transcription factor activity; sequence-specific DNA binding. Lineage: Eukaryota; Viridiplantae; Streptophyta; Magnoliopsida; Ranunculales; Papaveraceae.